AAGAAGAAUUAGUAUAAAUUGUUAGCCUUUAAAAAUAAAAAAUAAAAAGUUGAGGGACCAGCUAGCCCGCCAUUAAUGCCAUUUUUUCAUACUCCUAUAUUUUCAAGCAACUGCUUAUUCCAUUUUAGCUCAACUUUAGUCAACUUUUGCUCUUAUUUUUUCAAUAUUUUUACUUGUUCUUGUUUGAUUAUUAAACAAAAAAGAAAAGGAUAAUAGUUUGUAGAAGGUGAAGAUUUGUUGACAUUUUGUUGAUGGGGAUUUGCUUGAGUGCACAAAUUAAAGCUGAGAGCCCUUAUAAUACAGGGAUUAGUACUUCAAAGUAUGUAAGCACAGAAGGAAAUGAUCUUAGUACAGGCAGCAAGCAAUCGUCGUUUUCGAUGCCACCAACUCCUCGGAGUGAAGACGAGAUAUUGCAGGCUUGCAAUCUGAAGAACUUCAAUUUUUCUGAUCUCAAGACGUCCACUAGGAAUUUCCGUCCUGAUAGUGUCCUUGGAGAAGGUGGUUUUGGUUCUGUUUUUAAGGGAUGGAUUGAUGAAAAUUCAUUUGCUGCUGCUAAGCCUGGUACCGGAAUGGUGAUUGCCGUUAAAAGGCUGAACCAAGAAGGUCUCCAAGGUCACAAGGAGUGGCUGGCGGAAGUAAAUUAUUUGGGGCAGUUUUCUCAUCCUCAUCUUGUGAAGCUGAUUGGUUAUUGCGUAGAGGAUGAACACCGGCUUUUGGUGUAUGAGUUCAUGCCGCGGGGAAGCUUGGAGAAUCAUCUGUUCAGGAGAGGUUCUUAUUUCCAGCCUCUUUCUUGGAAUCUUCGCUUGAAAGUUGCUCUUGGUGCCGCAAAAGGGCUUGCAUUUCUUCACAGUGAUGAAAAUAAAAUCAUAUAUCGCGACUUCAAGACAUCUAACAUUCUACUUGAUUCGAAGUACAAUGCCAAGCUUUCCGAUUUUGGGUUGGCUAAGGAUGGGCCUACAGGUGAUAAGAGUCAUGUGUCCACCCGGGUUAUGGGUACCUAUGGCUAUGCAGCUCCGGAAUAUCUGGCUACAGGCCAUUUAACUGCCAGGAGUGAUGUGUAUAGCUUCGGAGUUGUUUUAUUAGAAAUGUUAUCGGGCAGAAGGGCAAUCGAUAAAAAUCGACCAUCCGGAGAACACAAUCUAGUGGAAUGGGCUAAACCGUAUCUGGCCAAUAAAAGAAAGGUUUUCCGCAUCCUAGACAAUCGUCUUGAAGGCCAGUAUUCAAUUGAUGUUGCCUGUAAAGUGGCUGCUCUUGCAUUACGUUGCAUAUCGAUAGAACCCAAGUUCCGGCCAACCAUGAAUGAAGUUGUGACAUCAUUAGAGGAACUCCAGAAUUCCAAGCAAAUCGAAAGCAAUAAUAAUACCAAUUCAAACCGUGCAUCCAGGAUGCGGAGACGAAGUGCAGAUGAUACUCAUGGCGGAAGGAACGUAGUUGCUUAUCCUCGGCCUUCAGCUUCGCCUCUUUAUGCUUGAAAACAGAACGAACUUGAUGGAAACUGUCUCACUAUAGCUCUAUACAAAGCCGACGACUAUCAUGCUGACUCGGGCAUUCACCAAUGUUCUUCGAUCCAAUGACUGUACAGUUCGUCACGGUUGCGUUAAUGAAUUUAAAAUCAAUAUUCUGCUGAGUAAAUUGCUGGUCAGCAUGUAACACUAGUUUGCAUAUAUUAAGAUCUGCUGAAAUGUAACAGUUGGAAUUACAGCUGAAGGAAUGCGAUGACUUGCUCUUGCAUGCUUUUGUAUUUGAUAUUAAUCUUAUAUAUUAGUAGUAGUAUUUAA
Molecule: messenger RNA, 1778 nt
Organism: Mercurialis annua (annual mercury)
Lineage: Eukaryota; Viridiplantae; Streptophyta; Magnoliopsida; Malpighiales; Euphorbiaceae
Product: probable serine/threonine-protein kinase PBL9
Exons: 7
Coding region: 252-1472 (406 amino acids)
Biological process (GO): protein phosphorylation
Molecular function (GO): protein kinase activity; ATP binding
Source: RefSeq, a predicted model, not a curated record